CAGAGGCGGCCCUCCUUGCUAGUGUGGGACUUCCCAGCGGAGUGAGGGACCCAGCCACGGCUCCGGCUCCCAAGUUCCCUUCCCAGAGACGCAGCUGAGAACCUCCAUGUACUCGGAGAUCCAGAGGGAGCGGGCAGACAUCGGAGGCCUGAUGGCCCGGCCCGAAUACAGAGAAUGGAACCCAGAGCUCAUCAAGCCCAAGAAGCUGCUGAACCCCGUGAAGGCCUCCCGGAGCCACCAGGAGCUGCACCGAGAGCUGCUCAUGAACCACAGAAGGGGCCUGGGCGUGGACAGCAAGCCAGAGCUGCAGCGGGUCCUGGAGCACCGCAGGCGGAACCAGCUCAUCAAGAAGAAGAAGGAAGAGCUGGAGGCCAAGCGGUUGCAGUGCCCCUUUGAGCAGGAGCUGCUGAGACGGCAGCAGAGGCUGAACCAGCUGGAAAAACCACCAGAAAAGGAAGAGGACCAUGCCCCCGAGUUUAUAAAAGUCAGGGAGAACCUGCGGAGAAUUGCGACGCUCACCAGCGAAGAGAGAGCUCUGUAGAGGGGGUUGUUGACCCUCCAGCCCCCCCCCCCACCGCCACGCCCGCCUGCAGCCCUUCCGCGCGCCUGCCAGCCCCGGGGCCCCCAGCCUGGGGCCAUCUGCAGUGAUGUUCACGCUUGCUCUUGUGAAAAUGCCCCAGAGAGCCUGGGCCCUCCUUCCCACCCCUAAAGAAGCCGGGGGCCCCUAAGCUCCCUGGUUUUUCCUUCCGAGCACUCACCGCUUCUGCUCCAAAAAGAAGCUGUUGCCGAGAAAACUUUCCCAAGGCACCUCUCCUGGAAGGUCUGCUGAGAUUCUCCUGGUAGAACUGGGAAGGAUUGAGAGGCCCCUCUUUGGCCUGACCAGCCCUCCAUCUUGCCCAGGCCCCACGGGCCCCUGCUUCUCUGGACAGCCCAGCUCCCUGCUCUCCGAAAGCUUCCCUGACUGUGGUUUCCCCUGCGGUCAGGUGGGGGGCAUUGAAGUAGAGCAUCUCAGAACACCUGCCCUAAAAGGCAGCUGAGGGGAAUAUGGUUCAAGUGCAGCUGUCCUUGGGGAGGAAGGGCAGGGCAGCUCCGAAGGCAACCUCGGGGCUCGAAGCCGCCUGGUUGCAAGGGUACUGAUAAGGAAAACUUCUCCGAGUUUGCCAGCUUCCCCCACACCCAGGCGCUUGCUUUCUCCUCUCUGGGGCCUCCCUGUCUGGGCCUGGUAACCACACCUAACCAGGGCUGUGGCCUUCCUGCUCCCCAAAGUCUAGAACAGUGCUUCUCAAACUUGCUUGUGCCUAUAAAUCACUGGGGGUCGUGUUACAGGACAGCUUGUGAUUCAGGAGAUCUGGGCUGGGGGCUGAGAGUCUGCGUUUCCAAACAGCUCCGGGGCUGGGGCUCUCACCACCACCCUGUAAGCAGCCGGGGACAGUAAAUACUGGAAACAUCAUCCCUGAAGCCACCUCUGCCCUGAAGGGGUUCCCCGCCCUGCCCCUGCAGCCCCAAGGGCUCUCGAAUAUCCACCCCAUUCCAGGGUCCCCAGACCUAGGAAGACAUUUGCCCAGCAAAUUAUGUCCAUUUCAUAAUUGCCAUUGUCACUGGAGAGGUCUAUCAUUGCCAAUCUGCAUUUUCUUACCCCACUGUUCUGAUGCAAUUCUAGCGAAAAAAAAAAAAAUUAUUUUCCCUUUUCCCGAAGUCUAUGGAGAACAAAUACACAGUGAUUUCCAUGGGUUUCUGGAAAUACGAACGGUGGUUCAUAGGCUCCUUUGAGUCCCCAUUUCCAGUUCCUGCACCGGCUCCCUGCUUGGUUUCCACCACCUGAGCUCUGUCUCUCAUUCUUCCUCAAAACCCUCCCCACGCGAGACCCCGUGUGUCAACCUUCUGCUUCUAGCCCACUGUUAAUGAUUUAGAGAAGAAACCAGGCCAGUUUCUUCCCUGCCCCGUGAGGGAUAAAAUCCCUGCCCUCUGGUCUUGCAACCCCUUCAUUUAAGGUGAUAGGGCAGUGUUAGAAAAGCAUUUCCUUCCACCGCCUCUCCCCGCCAAAAACGGCCAGAAAAAGCUGCUGCUGGAACACUAUUUUAUUCUCGGACCAAACAUGGGACGUUCAGCAGGAAAGGGGUCAUCCUGGUCUCAACCCCUAACUGAGUGGUUUGAGGAUGACCAAGACGGUGCCCUUUUCCUGGGUGGGGUGCCCACCAGUGUAAAUAGACAUGCUGCCUGCCGGGGUGUGUGUGUGUGUGUGUGUGUGUGUGUAUGCAAGCCAGGCUCUAAAAGGCUCAAGACUCUGUCUUAGUGAGAACGUGGUCAUGGUAUUUUCAUGUCUGCCUCUUGAGAGCAAGUGUAAAGCACAAUCCCCAAAUAAAGACCACCAUUUCACCAAAGACAUCUCCCCCUGAGGUCUGUGUGUUGCUCAGACAUAUGACAAGAAGCAGGACAGAGCAUCUGGGAUGGAGCAAGCCCCUCGGAGAGGAUGGCUCGGAUUCCACUCGGUGCUCCCUAGAGGUGCUCUGGGGAAGCGGCAAGCCACGGAGAUGAAACUCCACAUCGUCCAGUGGGGCCUUGGCAGCCACCCACAUCCACGCCCCUUCUCUCUAGCUGCCUCCCACUGUGGAGGUUAUAAAUCCCAACUCCCACUGUUCCAGACUCCUUUGCAGCUUGGGGGGACAUAUGAACAGGUAUGGCCAGUGAAAUUUAAGAGGAACUCUACAGGGGCUUUUGGGAGAGUUUAUGCUUUUCUGCUAAAAGAGGCAGACAUGUGUGGCCCUGGCCCUCCAUUCUUCCUGCCUUGAUGGAAGAGGUGAUGCCUGGAGCCACAACAGUCAUUUUGCCACCAUGAGGAAAAGCCAAGAGAAUCUCGGAGCACUGACCCUGUCAUCAUUUGACCAAGCCAAUGCCAGCAGCCAUCCUCCUCCAGAAUUCUUCCAAAUAAAAAAGAAAACCCUCUUUGUUUGA
Messenger RNA from Neogale vison (American mink), 2952 nucleotides. RefSeq names its product family with sequence similarity 107 member A (gene FAM107A). Gene Ontology annotation, cellular component: synapse; stress fiber; neuron projection. NCBI's taxonomy places the organism in Eukaryota, Metazoa, Chordata, Mammalia, Carnivora, Mustelidae. Gene Ontology annotation, biological process: actin filament polymerization; regulation of actin cytoskeleton organization; actin filament bundle assembly. The record is from RefSeq and is a predicted model, not a curated record. The transcript has 4 exons. The coding region runs from base 107 to 541 and encodes 144 amino acids.